UCCGCUUCCAGUUUGCGGUGCGGCGCUGACGGAACAGCGGAGACGUCCGGCUCGCGGCUCGCGGCGCUCGCGGCUGGGUUCGAGCCAUGAGCUUUUGUAACUCCAGGCUUUCUUGGCAAAUAAAGAUUAAAUUUAAUGCCCGCAAGUCACUUGGGAUCAGACGCAACCCAGACGAGGACAAAUGAAAAUGCAUGGAUGGAUUUUGGUUGACAUAAAAUCUCACUAAAUUAUGGAGCGGGGAUCCUGCCCCCGGCGGGUCGCGUCCAGGCGUCCGGGCCACGCGAGUCCGACCCCUCCCUCCAGAAGUUACGGGACCACCUCGGCGCUCCUCAGCUACAUUCUCACUCCGCCGCAGGUCAACUCCAUCCUCAAGGCCAACGAGUACAGCUUCAAGGUGCCCGAGUUUGAUGGCAAGAACUUGUCGUCCGUGAUGGGCUUCGACAGCAAUCAGCUGCCGGCGAACGCCCCGAUUGAAGACCGCCGCAGCGCCGCCACCUGCCUGCAGACGAGAGGGACGCUGUUGGGGGUGUUCGACGGCCACGCCGGAUGCGCUUGUGCGCAGGCGCUCAGCGAGAGGCUCUUCUACUACAUCGCGGUGUCCCUGUUGCCGCACGACACCCUGUGCGAGCUGGAGGCGGCGGUGGAGGCGGGCCGGGCGCUCAGUCCCGUCCUGCAGUGGCAAAAGCACCCCAACGACUACUUCAGCAGGGAGGCGCAGACGCUCUACUUCAACAGCCUCCGCACGUACUGGCAGGAGCUCAUCGAUCUCACCAAUCCCGGUGACGUCCCGGACACCAGCGAGGCUCUGACGAACGCCUUCAAGAGGCUGGACAAUGACAUUUCUCUGGAGGCUCAGGUGGGAGACCCAAAUGCUUUCCUGCACUACUGGGUUCUGAGAGUGGCCUUCUCGGGAGCGACGGCGUGCGUGGCGCACAUCGAUGGAGCCGACCUGUACAUUGCCAAUGCCGGGGACGCCCGGGCGGUGCUCGGGGUGCAGGAGGAGGACGGCUCCUUUACCGCCCACACGCUCUCGAACGACCACUGCGCCCAGAACGAGGACGAGGUGGCCCGGAUUCGGGGGGAGCACCCGCCCUCGGAGAGGAAGACGGUCAUACGGCAGGACCGCCUGCUGGGCCUGCUCAUGCCCUUCCGGGCGUUCGGCGACGUCAAGUUCAAGUGGAGCAUCGAGCUGCAGAAGCGAGUGCUGGAGUCGGGUCCCGACCAGCUGCACGAGAACGAGCACACCAAGUUCAUACCGCCCAACUACCACACGCCGCCGUACCUGACGGCCGAGCCCGAGAUCACCUACCACCGACUCAGGCCGCAGGAUCGCUUCCUGGUGAUCGGUUCCGACGGCCUCUGGGAGACCCUCCACAGGCAGGAAGUGGUCCGCAUCGUGGGCGAGUACCUGACCGGCGUGCACCGGCGGCAGCCGCUGACGGUGGGGGGCUUCAGGGUCACCCUGGGACAGAUGCAGGGGCUGCUGGAGGAGCGCAAGGCCCGCGCGUCCUCGGCCUUCGAGGACCAGAACGCCGCCACCCACCUGAUGCGGCACGCCGUGGGCAACAACGAGUUCGGCACGGUGGACCACGAGAGGCUCUCCAAGAUGCUGUCGCUGCCCGAGGAGCUGGCCCGCAUGUACCGCGACGACAUCACCAUCAUCGUCUCGCAGUUCAACCCGCACGUGGUCGGGGCGCGGCGCCAGGAAGCGUAAAACGAACGCACGCACGCACACACACACGCACUCCCUUGUUUUCAUAUCGUUUAUCGUUAAAGAACAGUAUGGUGGGGUUUGGGGGGGGGGGGCACGCUGGUUUUCAAUAGGUUUAAAAGCCUGCGUUUAAAGUCCUAUUUUAAAAACGUUAGUGAUGAUUUCAAGUUUUAGGCAUUUUUAUCGAAGGCAAUCUUUAUUGACGGAGCAAAUGGUGACGGCCCACUCAAGUUUUAUUUUUAUUUUUACUGCAAAAUGCAUAACAGGAAAGACAUAAACACAAUUCCAUUUGCACGUGCUGCCCUUUAAAUGAUCCCAACUGGUGAAUUACGCUCAUCUUCAUACAAUUUCAAUCACGGCGAUGGUGUGCAAAAUCCAAAUUCGGACCUAUUCAUUCAUAUCUCGGAAAUGACUUUGCUGUCUGCUGUUGUGUGAAAGCAAAAUGGCCGCCGCCGCUUUAUCCUGACGCUUGUAAGCGCUCAGGUCCCUCUGGUGUAUUGCAACAUCAUCCUGAGGCUGAGAUUAAGUGACAAAUGAGCAUUUAUUUAAAAAAAAAAAUGCAUUUUUGAUCAUUUUCAAAAGGAAAUUUGGUGGGCCGUGUCUUUACCAUUAUUGCUCAAAUUCUAUGAAAAUGCCUCUUCCACUUUUUAUUACCUGACUUUAUUUUCUGAUCGGUUUAUAGGGGGCGGGGGCAUGUUUCUACACAGGAAAGAUGAGCCUCCUUUUGUGGUCGCCGACGGUAACGUUGUGCGAUUCUGACGCGAGACGCCGUUACGCGUACAAGUCUUCUUUGGCGCCAAAAGAUCCUGAACUGCGACGAACACAAGAAAGAAAACCCAAAAAAGCAGAAAUGACAGUGGGGGAAAAAAGCCAAGUCAGUCAACGCGAGCUUGAGGCGUGGGAGAAAGAAAAUAUCAAACGUUACCUCCACGUUAUUCUUCCGAAGGAAUUUCGUUUUGCAAACCCUUCGCGUUUUAGCAACACUCCAUGAAUUUUGACUCCCGCUUUAUUCUUUCGUGUGUACAUUUUAGCCAAAGGUCGUGAACGUGUUCUUUGUCGGUGUGACGGUCUGAGCGCUCCCCCGUGCUGAAAAGUCCCCUUGUGAUUAAUGCGCACGUGUUACUAAACAGGGGAACUUUGGGUACGGACUCAGAGUUCCCCUUCUUCUACGCGAGCUUUUUUUAAGAAGAAAAACGAAAAAAUGUCGGUAGGUUGGAACUAAUUGGCUUAAAAAAUGGAAGGAGGAUAUCCGAAAUUAAUAUGCAUAGGGAAGUGAAGGUAAACAAGGCCAUUGAGUCAUAAAUAACAUCUUUAUCGAAAGAAUUACAAAAAGCAAAAGCAAGCCAACUAAAGUGUGUGCUUUGUAACCUAAUUUGUGGUUUGCUUGGGACGUUGGACGUUGGACGCUUGGUCUCGCAUCUUCGGAAGGAAGGAGCGUGCGCUUCUUCUCCCGGCUCAGUCUCUCUCUCGCCUCACCUUCAAACAAAAGUUGAUAAAAAAGGGAUACGCAUAUAUGUACGUUCGCUGGUUUUGCCUUUAUCAGACAUCCAUAGCGAACAUGAACGCUCGACGACAAGUUGUCGAAUGACACAUGUUUCAGGCAGGCCGGACGUUUAACAAAAUAUACGCGCAUUGAUAUACACGCAUGUGCAUUACUCACAAGGAGGCUUCAGCACCGGCAGCGCUCGGACCGCCACACCCGGGUCGAGAUGCCAGACGCUCGGCUUUUUGCCUUCCACUCAUCCCUCUUCGAAGUGCAGUACAAAAGCAGAAUGUACACUUUUGCAGAAACUCCUUGAAUAUUUAUUCCACGUUAUGUUACAAGUUAUUUGUGGUGUCUGUACAAAUGAUCAAAUUGCUCCUAUUUUGUAAACGGCAAGAAUAAAUAGUCAAAGUGUG
Syngnathoides biaculeatus (alligator pipefish) is the source of this 3610-nucleotide messenger RNA. It is a transcript of the gene pdp1, whose product is annotated as pyruvate dehydrogenase phosphatase catalytic subunit 1. Gene Ontology annotation, biological process: protein dephosphorylation. The transcript has 10 exons. NCBI's taxonomy places the organism in Eukaryota, Metazoa, Chordata, Actinopteri, Syngnathiformes, Syngnathidae. Gene Ontology annotation, molecular function: protein serine/threonine phosphatase activity; cation binding. The record is from RefSeq and is a predicted model, not a curated record. The coding region runs from base 230 to 1714 and encodes 494 amino acids.